CGCAAGCCUAAAUACUAUACGCAAAGUAACGCGUGAACUAGCUGUCCACACGAAAUUUGCGUUUGAUACGAUAAUAAUCAAACUUCCACCAUUCAGUAAUCGACAUGUUCUCUUUAAGGAUAGUCCUGUUUAGCUUGCUGGUAGCAGCAGUGACAUGCGAGGAUCUGGACUUCCCCCCAGGGUUCCAGUUCGGAGCCGCGUCAGCAGCGUACCAAGUGGAAGGCGGCUGGAAUGCCAGUGACAAAGGCGAAAACAUUUGGGAUAGGUUUGUCCACGAGAAGCCUCACAUCAUAGCUGACCACUCCACCGGAGACGUGGCCUGCGACUCCUACCGCCUCUGGAGACGUGACAUCGAAAUGGCCUCCGAUCUUGGCCUGCACUUCUACCGAAUGUCCAUAGCCUGGUCUCGGCUGCUGCCGAAUGGAUUCGCCAACAAGAUCAGCGAGGAUGGACUCAACUAUUACAAUAACCUGAUCGACGGACUCCUUGAGAAGGGUAUUCAGCCGAUGGUGACGCUGUAUCAUUGGGAUCUGCCGCAGAGACUUCAGGAUUUGGGCGGCUGGACCAACCCCCUCAUCGUGGACUGGUUUGGAGACUACGCGCGCGUGGUCUUCAGCCACUUCGGAGACAGGGUCAAGUCCUGGAUCACUAUCAACGAGCCAUCAUCGAUCUGCGACAUUGGUCACGGGUCAGAGAUCAUGGCACCAGGCUGGCAAGAUCCUGACAAUGCAGUCUAUCUGUGUAAUAAGUAUGUUCUGUUGUCCCAUGCGAAGGCUUACAGGAUUUAUGAGGCGGAGUUCAAGGCGAAGUAUCAAGGUGAACUAUCCCUGGCCAACCAUUUGAUGUGGUAUGAGCCAUUCUCCCCUGAAGAUGAAGAGUUGGCUGAAACUGCUAGAGAAUACAUAGUAAGUUAAUGGGGCGUUUAAAUC
Molecule: messenger RNA, 929 nt
Organism: Manduca sexta (tobacco hornworm)
Lineage: Eukaryota; Metazoa; Arthropoda; Insecta; Lepidoptera; Sphingidae
Product: myrosinase 1-like
Exons: 5
Coding region: 105-914 (269 amino acids)
Biological process (GO): carbohydrate metabolic process
Molecular function (GO): beta-glucosidase activity
Source: RefSeq, a predicted model, not a curated record